Aspergillus puulaauensis is the source of this 636-nucleotide messenger RNA. RefSeq names its product nucleoside deaminase (gene TAD2). The transcript has 5 exons. Gene Ontology annotation, biological process: tRNA wobble adenosine to inosine editing. Gene Ontology annotation, molecular function: tRNA-specific adenosine-34 deaminase activity; zinc ion binding. Bases 1 to 636 code for a protein of 211 amino acids. The record is from RefSeq and is a predicted model, not a curated record. Gene Ontology annotation, cellular component: nucleus; cytoplasm. NCBI's taxonomy places the organism in Eukaryota, Fungi, Ascomycota, Eurotiomycetes, Eurotiales, Aspergillaceae.
AUGAAGCAUAUGUAUAGCGCACCCAAGCCACGAAUGGAACAUGCAACAGCAGCAGAUAAUUCUUACUUUAUGGAGCAAGCAUUUGAAAUGGCACGCAGAGCGCUUGAUCUGGGUGAAACGCCCGUAGGCUGCGUUUUAGUGUACAAGAAUAAAAUAGUCGGUCGUGGAAUGAAUGAUACUAACAGAUCCAUGAAUGGAACAAGACACGCCGAAUUUCUUGCUAUCCAAGAAUUUCUUCGCAGUUAUCCAAAAUCGGCACUCCGGUCAACAGACUUGUACGUAACGGUUGAGCCCUGUGUCAUGUGCGCGGCAGCCUUACGUCAAUAUCAAAUUCGGAGUGUUUACUAUGGCUGUGGCAAUGAGCGAUUCGGAGGAACUGGAAGCAUUUUAUUAUUGCACUCUGAUUUGGCGAUUGACCCGCCCUAUCCUGUUUAUGGCGGGUUGCAGCGGAAGGAGGCUAUCAUGCUACUGAGACGCUUUUACAUACAAGAGAACGAAAAAGCGCCUAAACCACGACCCAAAAAGAAUCGAGAGCUGAACACCAAAUUCGACGAUGUUGACAUUGACCCGAUUACGGAAGAGACGGAUCGUUGCAAUACCGAUGGAGUAAGCAACGUCCUUAGAAGGCAGACAUAA